Elephantulus edwardii (Cape elephant shrew) is the source of this 1322-nucleotide messenger RNA. RefSeq names its product neuronal acetylcholine receptor subunit alpha-7-like. The transcript is spliced from 8 exons. Gene Ontology annotation, biological process: monoatomic ion transmembrane transport; signal transduction; chemical synaptic transmission. The coding region runs from base 38 to 1309 and encodes 423 amino acids. The record is from RefSeq and is a predicted model, not a curated record. Lineage: Eukaryota; Metazoa; Chordata; Mammalia; Macroscelidea; Macroscelididae. Gene Ontology annotation, molecular function: acetylcholine-gated monoatomic cation-selective channel activity; transmembrane signaling receptor activity. Gene Ontology annotation, cellular component: postsynaptic membrane; synapse; neuron projection.
GAAGAACCAAGUUUUAACCACAAACAUUUGGCUACAAAUGUCUUGGACAGAUCACUAUUUGCAGUGGAAUAUGUCAGAGUAUCCAGGCGUGAAGACUGUUCGCUUUCCAGAUGGCCAGAUUUGGAAGCCAGAUAUUCUUCUUUAUAAUAGUGCUGAUGAGCGAUUUGAUGCUACAUUCCACACUAAUGUUUUGGUGAAUUCCUCUGGACACUGCCAGUACCUCCCUCCAGGAAUAUUCAAGAGCUCCUGCUACAUUGAUGUUCGCUGGUUCCCCUUCGACAUGCAGCAGUGCAAACUCAAGUUUGGGUCCUGGUCUUACGGAGGGUGGUCCCUGGAUUUGCAGAUGCAGGAGGCGGACAUCAGCGGCUACAUCCCAAAUGGAGAAUGGGAUCUUGUGGGAAUCCCAGGCAAGAGGAAUGAAAAGUUCUAUGACUGUUGCAAAGAGCCAUAUCCAGAUGUUACUUUCACGGUGACCAUACGGCGCAGGACCCUCUACUAUGGCCUCAACUUGCUCAUCCCCUGUGUACUCAUCUCUGCCCUGGCUCUGCUGGUGUUUCUGCUGCCUGCAGACUCUGGAGAGAAAAUCUCCCUGGGAAUAACGGUUUUACUGUCACUUACUGUCUUCAUGCUGCUUGUGGCUGAAAUCAUGCCUGCAACAUCGGAUUCAGUGCCAUUGAUUGCCCAGUAUUUUGCCAGCACCAUGAUUAUCGUUGGUCUCUCUGUCGUUGUAACAGUAAUAGUGCUACAGUACCACCACCAUGACCCUGAUGGAGGCAAGAUGCCCAAAUGGACCAGAAUUAUCCUCUUGAACUGGUGUGCUUGGUUUCUGCGAAUGAAAAGGCCAGGAGAAGACAAAGUGCGCCCUGCCUGCCAGCACAAGCAGCGCCGCUGCAGCUUGGCCAGCGUGGAGAUGAAUGCCAUGGCUGGGCCACCCACCAGCAAUGGGAACCUGCUUUAUAUUGGCUUCCGUGGCCUGGAUACCAUGCACUGUGCUCCUACACCCGACUCUGGGGUUGUGUGUGGACGCAUGACCUGCUCUCCCAUGCAUGACGAGCACCUCCUGCAUGGUGGACAGUCAGCAGAGGGGGAUCCAGACCUAGCCAAAAUUUUAGAGGAGAUCCGCUACAUUACCAACCGCUUCCGCAGUCAGGAUGAGAGUGAGGUCAUCUGCAGUGAAUGGAAGUUUGCUGCCUGUGUGGUUGACCGUCUUUGCCUCAUGGCCUUCUCUGUCUUCACGAUCAUCUGCACCAUUGGCAUCCUGAUGUCUGCCCCCAACUUUGUGGAAGCUGUAUCCAAAGAUUUUGCUUAGCUUGUUCUAUACA